Messenger RNA from Elaeis guineensis (African oil palm), 815 nucleotides. Lineage: Eukaryota; Viridiplantae; Streptophyta; Magnoliopsida; Arecales; Arecaceae. The record is from RefSeq and is a predicted model, not a curated record.
UAUUAUUAGAAAAAUAAAGAAAUAAACAAGACGGCCACUUUCGUUCUUGGAGGCCAGAUAUCGAGUGCAUACAAGAAAGGAGAGCAGAAAGGGCAGAGAGAGAGAGAGAGAGAUGGAGGUGGGUUUCUUAGGGCUGGGCAUCAUGGGGAAAGCAAUGGCUCUUAACCUUCUUCGAAAUGGAUUCGGUGUCACCGUUUGGAACCGGACGCUCUCCAAGGCAUUGUAUGAAGAAAUGAUUCCUGCCUUUAAUGUGUUAGGGAAAAAGUCAUUCUUUUUGGGACAGGUCGGAAAUGGAGCAAAAAUGAAGCUUGUAGUCAAUAUGAUCAUGGGCAGCAUGAUGAAUGCAUUAUCCGAGGGACUUUGUUUGGCUGAUAGAAGCGGUCUGAAAGAGCAGACACUUUUAGAUGUGUUGGAACUGGCUGCAAUAGCUAAUCCUAUGUUCAAGAUGAAAGGGCCUUCAAUGAUCCAGAGUAAUUAUCCCCCUGCAUUUCCCCUCAAGCAUCAGCAGAAGGAUAUGAGGCUGGCUCUUGCUCUUGGGGAUGCAAAUGCUGUCUCAAUGCCAGUUGCUGCAGCAGCAAAUGAGGCAUUUAAGAAGGCCAGAAGCAUGGGGCUGGGAGAUCUUGAUUUUUCUGCUGUCCAUGAGGUAGUGAAGGCCGCAAAAGGCUCUGGUGAGGCAUGAGAGCUCCUGUUUGGAUUUGAGAAGCGUAGAAUUGGAAAUAUGUGUGGUUACCAUUCUCACAAAUUGAAUAUUCCCUCUGGGAUCAUGAAGUCUAUCAUGUUGAUGUGCAUAUAUAUAUAUAUCGAAGGCUUUUUCA